AUUUUUAUGUCAUCAAUCAUCUCAAUGUUGCUUUAAAUUUUGGCCGGCUACACCACUAGCUAAGGUUAAUUAACCCAACAAUGGAAAGGAGCAAAAUACAAGUGCUUUAUGAUGCUACUCAUGCCUUGUUUUCUCAGGAGGGGCUUCCAACUUUUCAACAAAUCCAUAAUCUGAAAAAAUUGCUAGAUAAGAUUGAAGCCAUAGACGUAGGAAUCGAUGAGUGGGGGUUGUGUGAUUCUCCGAUAUCAGACGCAAGCGAUGAUAGCAGCAAGGAAUUGCUUUGUGGACAAGGCUUCUCUGAGAUAACAUACAUUCACAUUCAUGAAUGUGACGAUUUCUCUAUGGGCGUGUUUUGUCUUCCAGCAGGAAAAGUAUUUCCCCUUCAUGAUCACCCGGAAAUGACAGUGUUGAGUAAGCUCUUAUAUGGCUCUGCCUAUGUCAAAGCUUAUGACUGGAUCGCAUUGGAUUCUACUGGGUGCCAAACAAUAGGAUUGGGUGGGAAGGUAGUGGAUGAAGUAAUGAAAGCACCACAUGAACCAUCCGUAUUAUUUCCAAGAAGUGGUGGCAAUAUUCAUUCUUUCACAGCGUUGACGCCAUGUGCAAUACUUGACGUGCUCUCUCCACCAUACUCUGAAGACUUUGGAAGGCCUUCCACUUACUAUUCAGAUAUCCCUAUCCCUUCUCUUAAUGGUUAUGCCAUACUUGAAGAGAAACCGAUGCCUACUGACCUAAUUGUUCAAGGAGCACCAUACCUUGGACCUUCCAUUGUAACCGUCCACGAUUACAAUAACUUCGCUCAAAUGGCUUUUCAUAACUAUGUAUAAAUUUUCUGUCUGUAUACAUUUUCUUAUAUGUAAAUAUAAAUAUAUUUAUAUUAGUCAAUCGUUUGAAAGGUUACGGUCACGGUGACACUUAAGUAUAUGACAAAACUUAGAUACUGUAGAUCGAUGUGGUUGA
Cajanus cajan (pigeon pea) is the source of this 957-nucleotide messenger RNA. RefSeq names its product plant cysteine oxidase 3. The record is from RefSeq and is a predicted model, not a curated record. Lineage: Eukaryota; Viridiplantae; Streptophyta; Magnoliopsida; Fabales; Fabaceae. Gene Ontology annotation, molecular function: oxidoreductase activity, acting on single donors with incorporation of molecular oxygen, incorporation of two atoms of oxygen.